CACUGAUUGGUGGCACUGAUAGGCGACACUGAUAAUGGGUACUGAUAGACAGCACUGAUAGGUGGCACUGACUGACAUCACUGCUGGGCACUGACUGGUGGCACUGACUGGCAGCACUGCUGGGCUGCACUGAUGGGUGGCACUGGUGGACACAGGUGGGUGGUACUGGUGGGCACAGGUGGGUGGCACUACUGGGCACAGGUGGGUGGGCACAGGUGGGUGCAUUGCUGGGCACAGGUGGGUGCAUUGGUGGGCACAGGUGGGCGGAACUUGUGUGUGGCAUUGCUGGGCACCGAUCAUCAGGGCACUGAUGAUCAGUGACCCUGAUGAUCGGUGCCGAUCCCCGCUCUGACAACUGCCAGUUUUCGGCAGCACUUUCCUCACGAUCUGACAGUGUGAGGAAAGUGCAGCCGAGAACCGGCAUUUGCAU
Staurois parvus is the source of this 430-nucleotide messenger RNA. Lineage: Eukaryota; Metazoa; Chordata; Amphibia; Anura; Ranidae. The record is from the annotation of a GenBank genome assembly.